Messenger RNA from Ipomoea nil (Japanese morning glory), 2307 nucleotides. RefSeq lists its product as uncharacterized. Gene Ontology annotation, molecular function: protein binding. The transcript has 4 exons. The coding region runs from base 207 to 1814 and encodes 535 amino acids. NCBI's taxonomy places the organism in Eukaryota, Viridiplantae, Streptophyta, Magnoliopsida, Solanales, Convolvulaceae. The record is from RefSeq and is a predicted model, not a curated record.
GCGCUGAAAUGAGCAGCUCAUCUUGAUAAGUCAUAAGUGAGAGGGUACGGUGCUCGUACUUCGCUUCCAAUAAGAAGCUUCCGCCGGCGAUUGUUUCUCUGACUCGUCGGAGAACUAAACAACUUUUGAACUUCCGGCAACGUUACGAGUUGAGUUGAAAGGUGGAAAGCAGAGAUCUUUUUCAAGGUUGCCGUUUAGGUGUGAAAAUGGGAGUGAAAGUUGCGAUUACGUGUUUACAUUGGUCGAAACCUUCGGCAGCUCAGUCGCCGUCUUCUUCUCAUGCCCUCACCACUCCUACUUGGAAAAGGCGUAAUUUUACAAGCAAUGAAGGUGGUCUCACAUGGCGGUGUGUGCAUAAUAUAUUGAACCGGUCGGCUGUACUCGGACCCAAUUCAAUGACGCUUUUCAGGUCCUUCUCUACUGAGCUGCCGAAACGCAGAGCCCGAACACUCACACGCUCCUGUAGCGACACCUUAGACUCGUUCUCAGACGAGGAGUUUUCCAAGAAAAUUCAAGAAUUGGCUCUGAGGUUUCAGUUGUCUGGGGAUGAGUAUGAAGAUUCGGACAAGGAAGAAUUGGUGGGUGAUUCUAGGCAAGCACAGUAUGAGAGCAGUGGUUCCAUGUUUUUAGAGAAUCGGAAGGUUUUUGAUCCAUUAGAGCCACCGGAUUGGGUUGAGAGGGAGGAGAUUAUUCCAGAAUGGAAGGCAAAUAGUGUGGAUCUCCCCUUCUCUCUUAGGAUUAUAAGGAGAAAAAAGCAGUGGGAAGAGGGGUUUCGCGAAGAAGGGGAGUUAGAGUUAGAGUUAGCCUCUUGCUCUGUGAAGAGAGCGUUUUCGAAUAUGGUGUUCAUAAUCCGGGAACUCCAUAGCUAUACCUUGCAGAUGAGAGAAAUGUUGUGUUAUGAAGAUUUGCAGGGGGUUUUGGUGAGGGUUCAGAAGGAGAUGCAUGCCUCUUUUGUGUGGUUAUUUCAACAAGUGUUCUCUCGCACCCCGACUUUAAUGGUGUAUGUGAUGAUACUCCUCGCCAAUUACAGUGUCCAUUCCAUGGCAAUGGCUGGUGGUGCUCCUCCCAUUGCAGCCACCGAGGAGGCGGUUUCUGUGAUGGAAGAUCAAACUAAUGCAAAACAAAAGUUCGAUUCUUCUUCCAUCAAGACCUUUUCGGUGUCCUCUUCUAAUGGGAAAACUACCUCUAUUGGUGGAAGCAAUGGUGGCGGUGGAAAAUUCAGGCCAACCAAAGGCGCUACAGAUGAUGAUGGGGGGACGUUUAACUGGCGAAGAGUCACAAUUGGAGGAGAAGAGUCGGUUUCUGGUCAGGUUUCCCGGGAAGAAGAGUUGAGGUUAUGGAAUUCUAUUGAAGAGGAGGCUUCAAGAUUGCAGUCUGAAUUAAGAGAUGAAGGUUUGGAUCAUGAGACCAUGCUCGGAUUCGUAUCGCCAAUAAAUGCAAAGAUCGAAUCAGAUGAUUAUACUGAUUAUUUCAGAACUGAGCUGCUGUAUCAAACCGGACUUGCCCAAGAACCAAACAACACUCUUUUGCUUGCCAAUUAUGCUCAGUUUCUAUUCCUCAUUGCCCAAGAUUAUGACAGAGCGGAGGAAUAUUUCAAGAGAGCAGCUGAAGUGGAGCCUAAGGAUGCAGAAGCAUUGAACAAAUAUGCGACGUUUUUGUGGCAGGCGAGAAACGACCUCUGGGCUGCAGAACAGACCUACCAGGCAGCCAUGGAUGCCGACCCAAACAACCCCUUCUAUCCUGCCAAUUAUGCUCAUUUCCUGUGGAACACGGGCGGCGAAGACACCUGCUUUCCUCUUGAUAACAAUGGCUAAACCCAAACCCGAAACCAAGAAAAAUAUAACCAUACACAUAUAUAGUUGUUCACUUGUUCAAUAUGUGUUUUUAUGAAAGUUUUUGUAUCAAAGUAAAGUCGUUUUCACAUGGGCUGCUGCCAGGCUUGGCGUUUUCUCUUUGGUGUUUCAGAUUUUUAUAAGCUGAAAGCUGGAAGAUAGGGUCGCGUUUUAUUUAUUGUAAGGCAGACCAAACAAUUUUAGUGGGUUUUUCGGAGGAUGGCUGUUUUGUCGGCUUCUCUCUCGUCUAUCUCUCCGAACACGUCAUUUUCAGCUGCAUGAUUUGACGAUCUGAAAGUGCCACUGCCAAAGAGGACCACUCUCUGCUUGGAUUUUUUUUUUUUUUUUUUUUUUUUUUUUUGGGCACAGUUACUUGAGUUGUAUGUUCUUUGUAAUUAAGUUGCAACAGAAUCAGAUGGCCAAACUGUAAUUAAUCGAACGGUGAUAGAUGCUUUAAACAAAAUUUUGAAACCAA